Priceomyces carsonii is the source of this 2559-nucleotide messenger RNA. RefSeq names its product ribonucleotide-diphosphate reductase subunit (gene RNR1). The transcript has a single exon. Gene Ontology annotation, molecular function: ATP binding; ribonucleoside-diphosphate reductase activity, thioredoxin disulfide as acceptor. Gene Ontology annotation, cellular component: ribonucleoside-diphosphate reductase complex. Gene Ontology annotation, biological process: DNA replication; deoxyribonucleotide biosynthetic process. Bases 1 to 2559 code for a protein of 852 amino acids. The record is from RefSeq and is a predicted model, not a curated record. NCBI's taxonomy places the organism in Eukaryota, Fungi, Ascomycota, Pichiomycetes, Serinales, Debaryomycetaceae.
AUGUAUGUUUAUAAGAGAGAUGGCCGUAAAGAGCCAGUUCGCUUCGAUAAAAUUACUGCUAGAGUGCAAAGACUUUGUUAUGGGCUUGAUACAGGGCAUGUUGACGCUGUGGCGAUUACUCAAAGGGUAAUUUCAGGAGUCUAUCAAGGUGUUAAUACUAUAGAGUUAGAUAAUUUGGCUGCUGAAACUGCCGCUUAUAUGACUACCAUUCACCCAGACUAUGCCAGCUUGGCUGCUAGGAUAGCCAUUUCGAACUUACAUAAACAAACUACCAAGCAAUUUUCUCAAGUUUGCAAAGAGCUAUAUGAUUAUGUCAAUCCAAAAACUGGAUUACACUCUCCUAUGAUCUCGAAGGAAACUUACGAGAUAGUGCAAGCUAAUGCUAAUGAAUUAAAUUCUGCAAUUGUUUUUGAUCGUGACUUCAACUACAACUACUUUGGUUUCAAGACGUUAGAAAGAUCAUAUUUAUUGAGAAUUGACGGAAAGGUCGCUGAAAGACCUCAACACUUGAUUAUGAGGGUCGCAGUUGGUAUUCACGGGGAUGAUAUUGAACGGGUUAUUGAAUCUUAUAACUUGAUGUCUCAAAGGCAUUUUACCCACGGAUCACCAACUUUAUUUAACGCUGGUACCCCUAACCCUCAAAUGUCUUCCUGUUUCUUAGUUGCUAUGAAGGAAGAUUCUAUUGAUGGUAUAUAUGACACAUUGAAGACAUGUGCGUUGAUAUCUAAAAGUGCAGGUGGCAUUGGUUUGCAUAUCCACAAUAUUCGUGCUACUGGAGCAUACAUUGCGGGCACAAAUGGAACCUCCAAUGGUAUAAUUCCUAUGGUUCGUGUCUUCAAUAAUACUGCUCGUUAUGUUGACCAAGGAGGUAAUAAAAGACCAGGCGCUUUUGCCUUAUAUCUUGAGCCUUGGCAUGCGGAUAUCUUUGAGUUUAUUGAUAUUAGAAAAAAUCAUGGUAAGGAAGAAAUAAGAGCUAGAGAUUUAUUUCCCGCAUUAUGGAUUCCAGACUUAUUCAUGAAGAGAGUUGAGCAAAACGGUGAAUGGACUUUAUUCUCUCCUAAUGAGGCGAAAGGCUUGGCAGAUGUAUAUGGUGACGAGUUUGAGAGCUUGUACGAGAAGUACGAAAAAGAAAAUCGUGGAAGACAGACCAUUAAAGCUCAAAAGUUAUGGUAUGCUAUAUUAGAAGCUCAGACUGAAACUGGUACACCAUUUAUGCUUUACAAAGAUGCUUGUAACAGAAAGACAAACCAAAAGAACUUAGGUAUUAUCAAAUCUUCAAACUUAUGCUGUGAAAUUGUUGAGUACUCAUCACCCGAAGAAGUGGCUGUUUGUAACUUAGCUUCAAUUGCGUUACCAUCAUUUGUGGAAAAGGAUGCAACUUCGACUUGGUAUAAUUUCGAAAAGCUUCACGAGGUUACAAAGGUUGUUACACGUAAUUUGAACAGAAUCAUCGAUCGUAACUAUUAUCCCGUUCCAGAAGCAAAAAGAUCCAAUAUGAGAAACAGACCUAUCGCUUUAGGUGUCCAAGGUUUAGCUGAUGCUUUUAUGGCUUUGAGAUUACCAUUUGAUUCCCAAGAAGCUAGAGAACUAAACAUUCAAAUUUUUGAAACCAUAUACCACGGAGGUGUGGAAGCUUCUAUUGAGUUAGCAGAAAUUGAGGGCUCAUAUGAAUCAUAUGAGGGUUCUCCAGCAUCGCAGGGAUUAUUACAAUUUGAUUUGUGGGACAGAAAGCCAACCGAAUUGUGGAAUUGGGACACUUUGAAACAAAACUUGGCUAAACAUGGCUUAAGAAACUCUUUAUUGGUUGCUCCAAUGCCUACAGCUUCAACUUCACAAAUAUUAGGAAACAAUGAGUGCUUUGAGCCUUAUACAUCUAACAUUUAUUCGAGGAGAGUUUUGGCUGGUGAGUUCCAGAUUGUGAACCCAUACUUGUUGAGGGAUUUAGUCGACUUAGGUUUAUGGAAUGAUGCUAUGAAGAAUAACAUUAUUUCCAAUAAUGGCUCUAUUCAAUCUUUACCGAAUAUCCCAGAUCAAAUUAAAGCGUUGUAUAAAACAGUCUGGGAAAUUUCACAGAAGCACAUUAUUGAUAUGGCGGCAGACAGAGCAGCUUUUAUUGACCAAUCGCAAUCUCUCAACAUCCACAUUAGAGCACCAACAAUGGGCAAGUUAACUUCAAUGCAUUUCUAUGGAUGGAAGAAGGGUUUAAAGACAGGUAUGUACUAUUUGAGAACUCAAGGUGCAGCAGCUGCAAUUCAAUUUACUGUCGAUAAAACCUCAGUUGGAGAGGCCGGGAAAACGGUAGCUAUUUUAGAAAAAUUGAACCAAAGAAAAUAUAUUGCAAGGUCAAGCUCUCAAAGUGAGAACGAUUCAGCUUCUACUAAAUCCGCUUCGACGGAGCCCUCUUCCUUAGAGAAUUCUGUGGCUGAGUUAAAGAUAAGUGAACCAAAAGAUGAAGAAAAAGAAGAGCCGUCAGAAAAUACUGAGAGUGAUAUAUACAGCUCAAAGGUAAUUGCAUGUGCAAUCAACAAUCCUGAAGCUUGUACUAUGUGCUCUGGUUGA